AUGGGCAAUACAGAAUCAAAUAAAAAAAGUAAUUGUAUCUUCAAAAUCAAGAUGAAACAAAUGAAUAGAAAAUUGAGCAAGAAAAUUUAAUUUAACUUGAUCCUGAAUUGAGUCAAUCUUUAAAGAUUCUUGAUUCUUCAUUUUUAACUUUAAUUGAAUCAACUAAUUAAGUAAAUUGAAAAUUAUUUAAAUAAGAUCGGCAUAAAACUUAAUUCCAUUUUAGAUGGAAUGCAUGAAAAAGCAAACAAAUUUAAUGAUAAAAUAUGA
Messenger RNA from Paramecium primaurelia, 267 nucleotides. The record is from the annotation of a GenBank genome assembly. Lineage: Eukaryota; Ciliophora; Oligohymenophorea; Peniculida; Parameciidae.